AUGGAAACUCACACUCACUACAAAGCUCUCUCCACACUCUUCUUUCUCGUACUCGGUCUCGGCGUUUCCUACGCCACCAGCCGCACCCUCCUCACCUACGACGUUCCCUACUACGCCGGCGCCGGCGGCGAAGGUGGUGGCUCUGGAUACGGAGGCAUGGACGGGUACGGCAGUGGUGGAGGUGGCGGCCAUGGCGGUGGCGGAGGAUCUGCAUACGGUGGUGCCGGUGGGUAUGCUAGUGGUGGCGGUGAAGGUACAGGAGGUGGGUACGGUGGAGCCACCGGCGGAUACGGUGGUCAUUCCGGCGGAGGAGGUGGCGGUAGUGGAGGCGGCGGUGGAACCGCCUAUGGCGGCGGAGGAGAACACGCUGGUGGUUACGGAAGCGGUAGCGGAGCUGGAUACGGUGGAGCAAUUGGUGGGUACGGCGGCGGAGGUCAUGCCGGCGGUGGAGGUGGUGGCAGUGGCGGAGGAGGUGGCGCUGCGUACGGUGGUGGAGGAGAGCAUGCAAGUGGUUACGGAAAUGGGGGCGGUGAAGGUGGUGGCGGCGGUUUAGGUGGAGGAGGUGGAUGCGCGUACGGUGCCAGCGGCGAGCAUGGCGGGGGCUACGCCCCUUGAAGACUUAUGGAUGGGGGCAAUUUGAAUCCGUUGAACUUUUGCGUUUAAUAAUAAUUGAAUAUUCUUCACCUCAUCAUAUGCUUCUAAAUCAUAACCAUGUCAUAAAAUGCUAAUGCAUCGAUCCAAUUAAGAAUAGAAUUUAUAGGCAUCCACGAUGGCAUUGGCAUGGUUAGAUUAAUGAACCCAAUGGAACAAGAGAUUAAUUACGUUAAAAGUAGAAAGCAAGAAACAGAGGACCAAUCUCUCUCUCUCUCUUUUCUUUAAAUCUCCGUUCCAAAAACAGAUGUAUCAUCGCCAACCAACCAACCAACCAACACAUGUACGGAGCACAAGACCAAUCUAACAAAAUUGAUCAAUGUCUGUCUGUCUCUCUCUC
Messenger RNA from Tarenaya hassleriana, 991 nucleotides. Its product is annotated as glycine-rich cell wall structural protein 1.8. Bases 1 to 615 code for a protein of 204 amino acids. The record is from RefSeq and is a predicted model, not a curated record. NCBI's taxonomy places the organism in Eukaryota, Viridiplantae, Streptophyta, Magnoliopsida, Brassicales, Cleomaceae. The transcript has a single exon.